Messenger RNA from Coffea arabica (coffee), 1200 nucleotides. RefSeq lists its product as uncharacterized. The record is from RefSeq and is a predicted model, not a curated record. NCBI's taxonomy places the organism in Eukaryota, Viridiplantae, Streptophyta, Magnoliopsida, Gentianales, Rubiaceae.
AUGGGUGAUGGAUGGAAAGACACUAGGCAAAGACCAUUGAUUAAUUUUUUGGUUUAUUGUCCUAAGGGUAUUUCGUUCAUUAAAUCUGUGGAUGCAUCUGAUAUUGUAACAAGUGCAGAAAAUUUGUGCAAUUUAUUUGCUGAAAUUGUUGAGAUGGUUGGUUCAAAUAAUGUGGUGCACUCAGUUACUGAUAAUGCUAGCAAUUAUAAAGCUUCUGGGUCUUUGUUAAGUGAAAGAUAUCCGAACAUUUGUUGGUCACCGUGUGCUGCACACUGCAUCAAUUCGAUUUUGAAAGACAUUGGUGAAAUGAAUGAUGUAAAAGCUAUUGUGUCUCUUGCUUCAACGGUGACUGUUUUUAUUUACAAUCAUAAGUUCACUUUGAAUUGGUUAAGAAAGACUACAGGGUGGAAAGAAAUUAUUCGUCCAAGUGAAACUCGAUUUGCAACUACCUUUAUUGCAUUAAAAAGUUUGCAUGAUCAUAAGGAUAGUUUGCAAUCUUUGGUUACUAGUGGGGAUUACAAACAAUUUCUGAGAAUAGAAAAAGGAAAAGAUGUGAAGCAAAUCGUUUUGGAUGAAAGGUUUUGGAAUAACUGUUUGAUUAUGGUGAGAAUAAUGGGUCCUAUCAUUCGUUUAUUGCGUAUUUGUUACACUGAUGAAAGGCCUUCAUUGGGUUAUGUUUAUGAAGGCAUGUUUAGAGCAAUAAAUGGCAUCAAAAGGCUGUUUAGAAAUAAAGAGAGAUUGUACAAGCCUUAUAUUGACAUCAUCAGUGAUAGGUGGGAUAGAAUGUUGAGAAAAAAUCUACAUGCUGCCGCUUAUUAUUUGAAUCCUGCUUUUCAAUAUGAGAGUGCCACAUUUUGUACACAUCCAAAGGUUAUAAAUGGCUUGCUUGAUUAUAUUGAAACAAAAGUGGAUUGGUGCAACCCUGAAAAAUUAUCGCAAGAGAUUGGAAUGUAUCGGGAAAGACAAGGGAGUUUUGGGCGCAAACUUGCUAUUCUUACUAGCAAAUCUGAUCGGCCAGAAGAAGAACAAGAUGGCGAGCUUAAUUGUGAUGAAUUGGAGGAAGAACUCGAAGAACUUCCUAAAGAUGAUUCUCAACUAGUUGAAGAUGAUGAAAGUGAAGUUGGGGAAGAUAAUGAUAUUGAUUUGGAAGCAUUUCAACGUAGGCGCCUUUUGGAUGAUGAUGAAGAUAAUGAUUGGUAA